Molecule: messenger RNA, 3103 nt
Organism: Poeciliopsis prolifica (blackstripe livebearer)
Lineage: Eukaryota; Metazoa; Chordata; Actinopteri; Cyprinodontiformes; Poeciliidae
Gene: baiap2a
Product: BAR/IMD domain containing adaptor protein 2a
Exons: 15
Coding region: 168-1799 (543 amino acids)
Biological process (GO): actin crosslink formation; plasma membrane organization; positive regulation of actin filament polymerization
Cellular component (GO): nucleoplasm; cytosol
Molecular function (GO): cytoskeletal adaptor activity; protein binding
Source: RefSeq, a predicted model, not a curated record
GUGUUUAGUUUGCAGGUUUCGGGAGCGCAAACCUCAUUCCUGCGGUGGCGUUUUUGUCGCUCGCUGUGAGCUCAAACCUGCUUUUUCUACCUGUUCAUUCAUUCGUUUUUUCUUUUCUUUUCUUUUUUUUUUACUCGGAUAAACGCUUUUGCGAUAAAAAACCGUUUAUGGUCCUGGCUGAAGAUUUCACCAUGUCUCGCACUGACGAGGUUCAUCGAUUGACGGAAAAUGUUUAUAAGACCAUCAUGGAGCAGUUCAACCCCUGCUUACGGAACUUUGUUGCCAUGGGGAAGAACUAUGAGAAGGCCCUCGCCAAUGUGACAUUUGCUGCAAAAGGCUACUUUGAUGCUCUGGUACGAAUGGGUGAGCUGGCCAGUGAGAGUCAAGGAUCCAAAGAUUUGGGGGACGUUCUGUUCCAGAUGGCUGAGGUCCACAGACAGAUCCAAGUGCAGCUAGAGGAAAUGCUUAAAUGCUUCCAUAAUGAGCUGCUUUCUGAACUUGAGAAGAAGGUGGAUCUAGAUGCUCGGUACUUGACUGCUGCCUUGAAAAAAUACCAGCUGGAACACAAGAGCAAAGGGGAGAGUCUGGAAAAAUGCCAGGGUGAACUGAAGAAGCUUCGAAGGAAGAGUCAAGGCAGUAAGAACCCUUCAAAGUAUGGAGAGAAGGAGAUGCAGUUUGUGGAGACCAUUAGCAAUAAGCAGACAGAGCUAGACACCUUCAUAGCUGAGGGCUACAAGACGGCCUUGUCAGAGGAACGCCGCAGAUACUGCUUCCUGGUGGACCGACAGUGUGCUGUGGCCAAAAACAGCAGUGCCUACCAUGGAAAGGGAAAAGACCUUUUGACUCAGAAGAUCCCAGUGUGGCAGCAGGCCUGCUCAGAUCCCAACAAACUGCCUGACAGAGCCAUGCUGCUGGCCCAGCAGAUGGGUUCUGCUGCUCUUGGAGGCACAAGUCCCCUGCACUCCUCCAAAUCCAAUCUGGUCAUCUCAGACCCCAUACCAGGGGCUCAGCCUCUUCCUGUUCCCCCGGAGCUGGCUGUUUUUAUGGGGAGCGGCCUCGGACACCCAGCGAGGCUGAUGGGCCCAGAUGGCAUGUCGAUGGUCAAUGGGACGACAGGAGUCCACGGCGAGGAAUACUGGACAGAUGGGGGUUCAAUGUCUGUGUCUCAAGUUAGGCCAGCAUCCCCUCAGACUCAGGCACAGGGCCAGGCCCAGGUCCAGCCCCAGAGACAGGUCAGCGAUGUCUACUCCAACACCCUCCCUGUGCGUAGGCCUGCUCCUGCCAAGAAUAAAAACCCAGUGGGAGAGACACGGACUCUGCCCAGGUCCAGCUCCAUGGCAGCCGGACUGGAAAAGAACGGGCGCUCACGCGUUCAGGCCAUUUUCUCCCAUGCCGCUGGCGACAACAGUACCCUGUUAAGCUUCUCCGAGGGAGAUGUCAUCACCCUGCUAGUGCCAGAGGCUCGUGAUGGCUGGCACUAUGGAGAAAAUGAGAAGAACAAGAUGCGUGGCUGGUUCCCAUUCUCCUACACACGUGUGCUCCCUGAAAGUGAUGGCGACAAGCUCAAAGUGAAUUCCAGUCUCCAUCAUGGUAAAAGCAGCAGCACUGGGAACCUGCUGGAGAGCGACGCAUCACUGCCCACACCUGACUACGGCCUAACUGCCCGACUGUUGGCACAGAGCUUAGCACAGACUCGCCCACGGCCCUACAGCAUGGCAGGGUUCGCUCCACAGCCUGCCAUUGAGGAUUAUGACAGCCGCUUUGCCACAAGUUUGGGUCCAGAAUUGUCCCGGUUCUGAGGGAACAGGACCGCUCGACCGGUCCCUCGAGCUCUUCCUCCGUCCUUCCUUCUCUGACGAAAGGUCUGCACCCAUCUACUACUAGCAACCUGCCGCCACCUUCUUUCCACUGAUGGGCGCCUAUUCUAUGAGAGAAGACAAGUAACCAUGACUUGCAUGUUUUAUAUUUACCACAAGAGGGCCCAGAAGUGGGAUUGUCUCAACAGAUGACUUGCUCAACCUCAAAUUUAGUUUCUUCUUUUAUUGAAAAAUUUCUUUUGAAGUUCUUAGAAACCAACAACUUCAACCACAAUUAAAUGUCUCUGCCUGAACUUUUAAAGGUGAUGGUUUAUAGAUUUAUUAAGUUACUUAGGUCACAACUGUUAUUGUUAAGGUAAAGUUACAAAGUUUUUCCUUUAUCUGCUUUUCUGUUAAAAUAUUAGUUUUUCUUCUAAGUUUCAUCUGAGUUUUUCUUUAAUAUGUAAAGAGGAGUGGGAUCUGAAAGCAGGGCCACAGAUCAGUUUGUCACUAUGCUUCAAUUUAGCUUCUUUUAGGUCAUUAAGAUGAUUAUAUUUGUUAGUGGUGAUGCAGGACACCCAGACUUUGACUCUCCUGUGCCUUCUCUGCUUUUUUGCUGGUUUUGUAAACAAAAAUAAAUGUUCUUAUUGUUCUGUUAUAUUGGUUUAAGGGUAAUUAUGUGCAGUAAAGUUCUGCCUGUUUUUUUUUUUUUUUUUUUUUUUUAUCCUGCCAAUAUUAUGGAAAUAUUUCAGAGCUACAAGUUCACAGUAAUACCCUAAAAUAUUUUUUAAUUGCUAUUUCUUUCCUUAUAAUUUUAAUUUUAUUAAUGUCUAAUUCUGUAAAUGAUCACGAUAUGGGGAAAAUCCUAAUACUGUCUUUUUUUUUUCUUUUUAGCAUUGAGGGAGUGGUUGAUAUUCAGAUAAACUCCAGUAUUAUCUUUUCAGAUCUUUCAUUCUCAGUAUUACAGGGCACUCUGAUCUAAAACACACAUGUUUUACAUAAAUUAGAAAGUGUGAAGAUGAAGACUAAAGAGGUUAAAAUCAAAGAAAUAUUGUUUGGAUUAAUGGGCAGCGAUGCUUUCCAGUAAGGCAUUGUACUCUAAAUUAUGAGUUUGUUUUUAACAAAUGAGUCAUUUACACUGAUGUGGUCACACUUGCAUCACAAUUAAGUGUCUUUUUUAUUUUAUUUUUAAAUAUAGCUGCCCUUGUCUUUAUUUCUAUCUUCACUCCCAGUUUGUACUAUAUCUACACUGUAAAGAAAAUGUGUUUAAAUUAUCCUGUCAAAUAAAUUUAAACUUACAUAGUUGG